Messenger RNA from Grammomys surdaster, 1187 nucleotides. Its product is annotated as 5'-3' exoribonuclease 1-like. Gene Ontology annotation, molecular function: 5'-3' RNA exonuclease activity; RNA binding. The annotation marks the transcript as partial. NCBI's taxonomy places the organism in Eukaryota, Metazoa, Chordata, Mammalia, Rodentia, Muridae. Gene Ontology annotation, cellular component: nucleus. The record is from RefSeq and is a predicted model, not a curated record. The transcript is spliced from 11 exons. Gene Ontology annotation, biological process: nuclear-transcribed mRNA catabolic process; rRNA catabolic process.
GGACUGAAUUCAUGGCCAGGUUGCAUGAACAUCUGAAGUAUUUUGUAAAUAUGAAAAUUUCCACAGACAAAUCAUGGCAAGGCGUUACCAUCUACUUCUCAGGCCAUGAGACUCCUGGAGAAGGAGAGCAUAAAAUCAUGGAAUUUAUCAGAUCCGAGAAAGCAAAGCCAGAUCAUGAUCCAAACACCAGACAUUGUCUUUAUGGCUUAGAUGCUGACUUGAUCAUGCUUGGAUUAACAAGUCACGAGGCACAUUUUUCUCUCUUAAGAGAAGAAGUUCGGUUUGGUGGAAAAAAAACACAAAGGGUAUGUGCACCAGAAGAAACGACGUUUCACCUACUACACUUGUCUUUAAUGAGAGAGUAUAUUGAUUAUGAAUUUUCAGCAUUAAAAGAAAAGAUCACAUUUAAAUAUGAUAUUGAAAAAAUUAUAGAUGAUUGGAUUUUGAUGGGAUUUCUUGUUGGCAAUGAUUUUAUCCCUCAUCUACCUCAUUUACAUAUUAAUCAUGAUGCACUGCCUCUUCUUUAUGGAACAUAUAUUGCUAUCCUGCCAGAACUUGGAGGUUAUAUUAAUGAAAGUGGACAUCUCAACUUACCUCGAUUUGAGAGAUACCUUGUGAAACUAUCAGAUUUUGAUCGAGAACACUUCAGCGAAGUUUUUGUGGACCUCAAAUGGUUUGAAAGCAAAGUUGGUAACAAGUAUCUCAAUGAAGCAGCAGGUGCAGCAGCAGAAGAAGCAAAGAACUGCAAAGAGAAGAGAAAACCAAAGGGCCAGGAAAAUUCUUUAAGUUGGGCUGCAUUAGACAAAAGUGAAGGUGAAGGAGUGGCUUCUAGAGAUAAUUUUGAAGAUGAGACUGAAGAUGAUGAUCUGUUUGAAACUGAAUUUAGACAAUAUAAAAGAACAUACUACAUGACGAAGAUGGGGGUCGAUGUAGUUUCUGAUGAGUUUCUGGCUGAUCAAGCUGCCUGUUAUGUUCAGGCUAUACAGUGGAUCUUACACUAUUACUAUCAUGGAGUCCAGUCCUGGAGCUGGUAUUAUCCCUAUCAUUAUGCACCCUUCCUAUCUGAUAUCCGCAAUAUCAGUUCACUAAAAAUCCACUUUGAACUAGGGAAACCCUUCAAGCCAUUCGAGCAACUUCUUGCUGUACUUCCAUCAGCUAGUAAAAAUUUGCUUCCUACAUGCUACCAG